Messenger RNA from Suhomyces tanzawaensis NRRL Y-17324, 618 nucleotides. It is a transcript of the gene NUO1, whose product is annotated as Nuo1p. NCBI's taxonomy places the organism in Eukaryota, Fungi, Ascomycota, Pichiomycetes, Serinales, Debaryomycetaceae. The transcript has a single exon. Bases 1 to 618 code for a protein of 205 amino acids. The record is from RefSeq and is a predicted model, not a curated record.
AUGUCUUACACCACUACCAACCAACCAGUAAGAUCAGAUCCACCUCUCUCGGAUUAUGAGCUCAUUGAUGUCGACCCUCAUUUCACCAGAGUUGUAUCAUAUUUCAGAGGUUCCGACUAUGGUGUUUGGGCAGCCUCCGCUGUUGGAUUCCCAUUAGCGUUACAAGCAUGGGAAAAGUUAGAACCACAAGCAGGUGCUUUUAAGGCCCCAGGAAAGGUUCCAGGUGGUGCAUUGAGAACUGCCACUUUGUUGGGUGCCGUUGGUGGUUUUUACCUUGCCUACGUCAGAUCUUCUAAGAGAUUCUUGGGAUGGUCCGAAAACUCCAGAGAAGUCAAGAAGGACAGAUACGAAAUAAAAAAGUUGUUGUCGGAAGGAAAAUUGCCAUACCACGAGAACGAAUCCGUUUUGGAUGACAGAUUGAAGGACAUUGCCAACAGAAACUCCCAAUUCUCAUUCACCACCUUGGCCAUAUUGCCAUGGUUCAACCUUGCACGUCACCCAUACCACGGUGUCAAUAUCGAAAAAUACUACGUGGACAGACCUGGUGAAGAGGAAUGGAACUUGAAGUUGAAACCAUUUGAAGAAAUCAAAGCCAAAUUCGCCAAGAACAUAGAAUAA